Molecule: messenger RNA, 1869 nt
Organism: Morus notabilis
Lineage: Eukaryota; Viridiplantae; Streptophyta; Magnoliopsida; Rosales; Moraceae
Product: rhodanese-like domain-containing protein 4, chloroplastic
Exons: 8
Coding region: 203-1501 (432 amino acids)
Source: RefSeq, a predicted model, not a curated record
CCAAAUUGCAUCUUCUGAAGCUUAGCCUUACAAUCCUUGCCUUUCUCUCUCUUUCUUUCUCACCGUCCAAUCAUCCCAAGAGAGAAAACAUUAUAGCCUGCUUAGUAAAACCUUUGUAUUUUCAUGGUGGAUAGAAGUUUUCCACCACUUGUUUGAGAGACCCCAGAAAAACAGUCUUGUUGUAGGAGACCAGAAUUAUGCCAUGGAGGCCCUCAAUGCGGCAGGCUUGACACCCAUAUCAGCAGUGCUUUCUGACAGAAAACAAGAGCCAAGAAAAUCCUCAGCAGUUUAUCCAAAGUUAUCAAACUCUUCUAGAAAGAUCCAAGGGGGUUUAGUUCUGUUAUCUUCAGUUCUCAACACUGGUCUUGCCAAAGCAUUGACUUAUGAGGAAGCACUACAACAGUCUGUGGGGAGCUCCUUGGAUGGGGGCUUGGACGUCAAUGGGGUUCUAAAUAGCGCCAUCGGCUUUGCCUCGGAGAAUCCUGUCGUUUUAGCCGGCGGGGCCGCCGUUUUGGCUGUUCCGUUGAUUGUGUCUCAGCUUCUGAAGAAUCCUAAGCCUUGGGGAGUUGAGUCUGCAAGGAAUGCUUAUGCAAGACUUGGUGAGGAUUCCAGUAUUCAGUUGCUUGAUAUAAGACCGAGUGUUGAGUUUAGGCAAGUGGGUAGUCCUGACAUCCGGGGCUUGGGAAAGAAGCCCGUGUCUAUUGUCUACAAAGGUGAAGAUAAGCCGGGUUUCUUAAAGAAGCUUUCUUUCAAGUUCAAGGCACCAGAAAAUACCACAUUGUUCAUCCUUGACAAAUUUGGUGGGAACUCUGAACUGGUUGCUGAGUUGGUCACUGUAAAUGGAUUCAAAGCUGCUUAUGCUAUAAAGGACGGAGCGGAAGGACCACGAGGAUGGAAGAAUAGCAGUCUUCCAUGGAUACCGCCAAAGAAAGCACUGAGUUUGGACCUUAGCGAUUUGACAGACGCUUUUAGUGAUGUAAUCGGAGAGGGCUCAGGUGGUUUGUCUCUCCCUCUUGGCAUUGCUGCAGCAGCUGGGUUGGGUUUAUUGGCAUUUCAAGAGGUAGAAACAAUACUCCAAGUUUUAGGAUCAGCUGCAGUUGUUCAAUUUGUGAGCAAGAAAUUCCUAUUUGCCGAGGAUAGGAAAGAAACUCUGAAACAAUUUGAUGAGUUCUUGACCACCAAGGUUGCCCCUCAAGAGCUCGUUGAUGAUGUAAAGCAAAUUGGAAUAGCCAUUCUACCAACAACAGGGACCAGCAAGGCUCUUCCUACACCGACGGAAGCAAACCCAAGUCCAGCCACCGCAGAUAGUACUGUUCAGAAAGCAGAAACUAUUCCUGAGCCAAAAGUAGAAGCAACUGCAGAACCAACACAAGAAAUAAAUUCAGUACCCCAAACGGAAAAUAAAGCAGAAUCUCUUCCUACAGUCUCACAAUAUCUUUCACCGUACCCGGCAUAUCCAGAUUUUAAGCCACCAACAUCUCCUACACCAUCACAGCCCUAGAAUUCAAACUGAGAUGAGAUCUUCAAGAGUAUUUCAAUGGUUUGGCUGGGAAUUUUUCAGAGCUGCACAACAUGAUAUAUUAUGCACUUAAUGGUCCUAUUAUAUGAAAUUUGCAAGCUCACUUUUGUGCCUUCAUCUGUUGAAUAAGAAUUUGCUCUGUCAUGAGUAGGAUAAUUCACAUUUUGUCUUUUCUUGUCUGUUAGGCUACUUUUAUGUGUUAUCUAUGUUGUGUCUUGUAGAUCCUAUUGAUGUAUUAGCUUUGUUUGAUUUAGUAUUGGUACUUUUUUUUUCCUUGAGAGUUUUGAACAAAGGGAAAGAAAUAAUUUAGCUGGUGUAUUGCUGAACAUGCAAAUCUUGACCGAAGAACA